This is a messenger RNA of Petromyzon marinus (sea lamprey), 1602 nucleotides long. Its product is annotated as elongation factor 1-alpha 2. The record is from RefSeq and is a predicted model, not a curated record. Gene Ontology annotation, biological process: translational elongation. Gene Ontology annotation, molecular function: GTP binding; translation elongation factor activity; GTPase activity. NCBI's taxonomy places the organism in Eukaryota, Metazoa, Chordata, Hyperoartia, Petromyzontiformes, Petromyzontidae.
GGGGGGGUUACUUUAAGGUCACGUGCUCCACACGAUCCCCAUUGGUUCCCCGCUGCGGUGCCCCAGUCAUAAAGUCUCCCCACGAUCCCUCAGCUCCCUUUUUGUCAUCGCAGUUGGAACCCGAGGCAAGAGGGGCUGGGCGAGCGGAGAUCGAUUGGCGUGCACCAAGGCAAGGCGAGCACCAUGGGGAAGGAGAAGAUCCACAUCAACAUCGUGGUCAUCGGCCACGUGGACUCGGGGAAGUCGACCACCACGGGGCACCUCAUCUACAAGUGCGGCGGCAUCGACAAGAGGACUAUCGAGAAGUUCGAGAAGGAGGCGGCAGAGAUGGGCAAGGGCUCGUUCAAGUACGCGUGGGUGCUGGACAAGCUGAAGGCGGAGCGUGAGCGAGGCAUCACCAUCGACAUCUCGCUGUGGAAGUUCGAGACGCAGAAGUUCUACAUCACCAUCAUCGAUGCACCAGGACAUCGCGACUUCAUUAAAAACAUGAUCACCGGCACCUCGCAGGCGGACUGCGCCGUGCUCAUUGUGGCUGCCGGCGUGGGCGAGUUCGAGGCGGGCAUCUCGAAGAGCGGCCAGACGCGCGAGCACGCCCUGCUCGCCUACACGCUGGGGGUGAAGCAGAUGGUCGUGGGGGUCAACAAGAUGGACUCGACGGAGCCCCCGUACAGCGACCGGCGCUUCGACGAGAUCGUCAAGGAAGUGAGCGCCUACAUCAAGAAGAUCGGAUACAACACCGGCUCCGUGGCCUUCGUGCCCGUGUCGGGCUGGCACGGCGACAACAUGCUGGAGGCCAGCCCCAACAUGCCGUGGUUCAAGGGCUGGAAGGUCGAGCGCAAGGAGGGCAACUCUGUGGGAGUGACUCUGCUGGAGGCGCUGGACAGCAUUCUGCCUCCCUCUCGACCCACGGACAAGCCCCUGCGGCUGCCUUUACAAGACGUCUACAAGAUCGGCGGCAUCGGCACGGUGCCCGUGGGCCGCGUGGAGACCGGAGUGCUCAAGCCGGGCAUGGUGGUGACCUUCGCUCCGGUGAACAUCACCACGGAGGUGAAGUCUGUGGAGAUGCACCACGAGGCGCUCACAGAGGCCCUGCCGGGGGACAACGUCGGAUUCAACGUCAAGAACGUCUCCGUCAAGGACGUGAGGCGAGGUAACGUGACAGGUGACAGCAAGAACGACCCCCCCAUGGAGGCCGCAAACUUCACAGCACAGGUGAUCAUCUUGAACCACCCGGGCCAGAUCUCUGCGGGCUACGCCCCGGUGGUGGACUGCCACACAGCUCACAUCGCCUGCAAGUUCGCCGAGCUGCGUGAGAAGAUCGAUCGCCGCUCGGGCAAGAAGUUGGAGGAGAACCCCAAGAGCCUCAAGAGCGGGGACGCCGCCAUCGUCAUCAUGGUGCCCGGCAAGCCCAUGUGUGUGGAGAGCUUCGCCAAGUACCCACCACUCGGGCGCUUUGCGGUGCGCGACAUGAGGCAGACGGUGGCCGUGGGGGUCAUCAAGCAGGUGGAGAAGAAGGUCGCCUCGCAGGGGAAAGUCACCAAGUCGGCACAGAAGGUGCAAAAGACGAAGUGACGUGGGGGUGGUGGGGGUGGUGGAGGUGGU